This is a messenger RNA of Pygocentrus nattereri (red-bellied piranha), 2664 nucleotides long. It is a transcript of the gene irak1, whose product is annotated as interleukin-1 receptor-associated kinase 1. Gene Ontology annotation, molecular function: ATP binding; protein binding; protein kinase activity. Lineage: Eukaryota; Metazoa; Chordata; Actinopteri; Characiformes; Serrasalmidae. Gene Ontology annotation, biological process: signal transduction; protein phosphorylation. The transcript is spliced from 14 exons. Gene Ontology annotation, cellular component: plasma membrane. The coding region runs from base 322 to 2436 and encodes 704 amino acids. The record is from RefSeq and is a predicted model, not a curated record.
CACACACACACACACACACACACACACACACACUCACAGAGGAAAAAGGAAAAGAAAAAAGUGUCAAACAUGACACGACAUGGAUUUGGAGACAUCCAGGCUCUCUAACCUUAAAUUCUCAUCCAACCGGUCACGCGAAAUACGAGAAUCCAUGUCAGGCGGUGCGGCUGGAAUUACUCACUCCUUCAGCCCGCUGUCGGGAGCCGCUCGCUCGCUUCACUCCGUCCUCUCAGACCUCAUGUGGACAGACGUGCGUUAGCCGCCGAAACAGUUACACGGCUGGUUUUCUCCUCGCCGAGUUGAACUCCCAGCUCUGAAGAGAUGUCAGACUUGAGGCUUAACAGCGAAUAUCUCUACAGUUUCCCGGCGGCUGGGAUGAACGAGUUCACCAGAGUUAUGGACUCGCUCUCUGACUCCGACUGGCUGAGAUUUGCAUCUCAAGUAAUAUCGGAUCAGACUGAACUACGGCUGGUGGAGCAAAACAGCCGACGGACAGAAACACUAAUGCACAAGUGGGGCUGUAGAAACGGCACAGUUGGGGAGCUUGUGGACCUCCUCCAAGACCUGGAGCUGUUAAGGCCAAGAGAUAUCAUCCUUAAAUGGAGGCGUAUUCCACAGCCUAGCUCUGUCUCACUCCCUCCCAGCUUCCUGCCACCUUCCAACCUCACCCGCUACAGCACUCCCCCCUCAUCACUAUUUACCCCAUCCAAAGAGGUUACCCUGAUGCUUCCCAGCCAUGAGAACAGGCUGCUGCCCAAACCCGGACCCCCACCCCCGGAUCUGGAGUCGACGCGCUUGUCUCCGCAGUCAACACAGUCUGCGAAAGACGAGCAUUCCUGCGAGUGCCUUGCAGCUCGCCCGUCUCUGUUCGCUAGCGUCCUGUGCUGGCCGUUUGUAGAAGUGCAGCAGGGCACAGACAAUUUCUCUGCAUCUCGGAAGAUCGGAGAGGGAGGCUUUGGGCAUGUGUACCGCGCCUCCAUGAGGAACACUGACUUUGCAGUCAAGAGGCUGAAAGAGAAUUCCCAUAUGGGCUGGAGUGUGGUGAAGGAAAGCUUUAAAACCGAGGUGGAACAACUCUCACAAUACAGGCAUCCGAACAUAAUGGACCUGGUUGGCUAUAGUGUUGGAGGUGGAACAUACUGCCUCAUAUAUGUCUUCAUGCCCAGUGGCUCUUUGGAGGAUCAGCUGCACUGUGAAAAUAGUACUGCCCUCUCCUGGUCACAGCGUGUGAAUGUCUUGUUGGGCUCAGCAAAAGCUAUUCAGUAUCUCCAUUCUUGUUUCCCUGCACUAAUUCAUGGAGAUGUCAAAAGCUCUAACAUCCUUCUUGAUGAACACCUUGAACCCAAGCUGGGGGACUUUGGCCUCGCGCGUUUGUGUCAAAACCCCAACAGAACUCCAGGGAAGACGAGCAGUGUGGCUCAGACAGCGACAGUACGGGGAACACUAGCGUACCUGCCUGAUGAAUAUCUGAAAGAUGGCCAGCUGGGCGUGGAGAUCGACAUCUACAGCUUCGGAGUGGUGUUGUUGGAGGUCCUUACUGGCAGAAGAGCUUUAGACACUGACAGCAAGUCGAAGACUGUCUACCUGAAAGACCUGGUGUCAGAAGUUGAGGAUGAUGGGAAGAGCUUCAGCAAAGGGAGGAAUUCUCGGGAGCUGGCCUUUUCCCAGGCAGCUGACAACAUCUGGAAGAAGCAUCUGGAUCCUCGACUGAUGACGGAAGGCAUUUCUGACCCUCAUGGUUCCAGGGAACUCUCUCAGCUGGCAUGCCGCUGCUUAGACCGCCGGAGAAAGAAAAGGCCUCCAAUGACCGAGGUCUUCAAAACUCUUCAAGACGUGCAUUUGGGACUGAAGGCCUUUGGCAGGUCUGGCAUAGUCAAAACGUCUCUGGCUCCUCCGCAUCUGUCCACCCCGAUGCCGCUGUGCUCCGAAAGCCGCUGUCUGGACUUUCUCACUCAUCAGUUCUCUAAGCUUGUUCCCCAAGAGGACACUUACUGCUGCCCACACAAACACAGCUCCCUCCCUCUCCCUUCUGCAGUGACUCACUCAGAAGCCCCAGAGUCACAAAGGAGUGAGGGAUUAUGGGAUACUCGGUACUCCUCAGUUCGUGCACCCUGCGAAUCGGAUGAGAGUCAGGGCUUCUCGCAGUGUUUUGCACCACAGACAAAUCAGUGUCAGCUGUGGUGUGGAGGACACAGUGAUGUUAAGAGCACACAUACAAGCAACUUCUCUGUUGUGGCUCCAUCCAGCUGCAGUUCAGAUGAGAGAGUGAUAAUUAACCCAGUCAGGCAGCGCUUGGUUGAGAAAAUGGCACUUUAUGAAGAAGGCAGAAUCCCAACCUCAGACCUCCUCUCAUCUGCCGCUCCAUCAUGCAGACUAACAAAUUCUCAAAGACGGGAACCAGAGGAGAGUGACGAGAGCGCCAGCAAUUUUGGUUAGGUUGCUGGAGCUGAUGUGAACUGACGUAUGCUGAAGUAUGAGGCCAACACUUAAGAGGAAAUCGGACACGGAGGAGUUCAGGAGCUGGUCGGGAUUUCCCAACAUCAGAGUUCUCAACACCAAAUGGUGACCUACAGAAAGUGUUUUCUUUGGAUACUGUUGUUUAUUGCUGAACCAUGAAUUCUGACUUACUUGACCAAUACAAGUAUGUUGCAUAGCCACUGGAAA